CACAGUGGACGACCAACAACCGUUAUUCAAUCGACACAGCAUAGGAUAAAAUAGAAUUGUAUGAAAUAUAACAUUUGUGCAGCAGUUUCUGGGCGUGUUUUUUUUUUUUUUUGGAGGCGUUGAUCGAAAGAAAGACUUACAAAAUGUACCUUUUAUAUAGGAAUAGAGCACUAUUGCCUAUAGGUUGAGGAUUAUCCGAAGUGCUGAAGGCUGCCCCCCGCACGAACAAAGCCAUAGGAGUUUAUUUAACGUUAUACUUGGAAAUAAAUCUAUGUUGACGAAAAGCAAGGAUGACAGGAAACCAUUACAAAGGCCAUGAAGUCAGUUGCUGCAUCAAAUAUUUUAUUUUCGGAUUCAACAUAAUAUUUUGGUUGCUAGGGGUGGCCUUCCUUGGAAUUGGACUAUGGGCCUGGGGAGAGAAGGGCGUUCUGUCCAACAUCUCCUCCAUCACAGACAUGGGGGGGCUGGACCCCGUCUGGCUGUUUGUGGUGGUUGGAGGAGUGAUGUUCAUUCUAGGGUUCGCCGGCUGCAUCGGUGCUUUGAGGGAAAACACCUUUCUGCUCAAGUUUUUCUCAGUGUUCCUGGGAAUUAUCUUCUUCCUGGAGUUGACCGCGGGAGUCCUGGCCUUUGUCUUUAAGGACUGGAUCAAGGACCAACUUAACUUUUUUAUUAACAAUAACAUCAGAGCUUACCGAGAUGACAUCGACCUUCAGAACCUUAUUGACUUCACUCAAGACUAUUGGGAUUGUUGCGGUGCCUUUGGGGCUGAUGAUUGGAACCUGAAUAUUUACUUCAACUGUACUGAUGGGAACCCCAGCAGGGAGAAGUGUGGCGUGCCUUUCUCCUGCUGUACCAAAGACCCUGCGGAGGAUGUCAUAAACACCCAGUGUGGCUAUGACAUCAGAGCUAAAGGGGAUGCAGAGCAGAAGGCCUACAUUAACAUCAAAGGCUGUGUGCCGCAGUUUGAGAAAUGGUUCCAGGACAACCUUACGGUGGUGGCAGGCAUCUUCAUAGGAAUUGCUCUGCUACAGAUUUUUGGAAUAUGUUUGGCACAAAACUUAGUGAGUGACAUUGAAGCUGUGAGAGCAAGUUGGGUGCCCCCUUCUCUCGCCCUGCGCCGACCCCCACCUUACGCCAGCAAGAAAGCACCCGCAUACUACUCAUGAGGGACUCGUCUGGGUUUAUAUGGCUGUUUCUUCACCUGAUGUUGCCACAACCUUCACUGUGGACCCAACAGGUUUCGUAGCAUGUGUGCCCCUGCCUCGGAAGCUGUGGACGUGUGUAAUAGCUAGCUCAGAGCUUGAAACGUUAGCUUGCUCAGAGGAGGAGGCCCUCUGCACCUUACUCAGCUGGGAACAGCACAUUGUAAUACUUUUUCAAGGGCAUUCCACUUUGUAAAUGCACUGCCAGCCUGUCAGAACGACACAUUAAUGUUUGGUGUGUCUUUUUUUCGUCAUAUUAUUUAUGGUUAUAAGUUGUAGCGUAACACUGAGUAAAGCGUCAAGCUAAAUGUAAUUGUUUUUAAAUUUGUUUGUAAAAUGUGGAGUGGGAUUACUCUAUGCUGAACUGAACUCUCAUUCCACCACCGGUUGUUGUGACACACAAAUGGGCAUUAAUGAUUUCCUAUAGUAUUAUUCAUUAAGUUUGGGCUGAAAAGUAUUGUUUUAACAUUUGUAA
Messenger RNA from Osmerus eperlanus (European smelt), 1677 nucleotides. RefSeq names its product tetraspanin 5a (gene tspan5a). The record is from RefSeq and is a predicted model, not a curated record. Gene Ontology annotation, cellular component: plasma membrane. Bases 291 to 1166 code for a protein of 291 amino acids. NCBI's taxonomy places the organism in Eukaryota, Metazoa, Chordata, Actinopteri, Osmeriformes, Osmeridae. The transcript has 11 exons.